AAAAGCACCUUUUCUUUGUUUUUCACUGCAAGCUCAAGUUCUUCCGAGUCGGCAUGGUGGACGCGGACGUGUACUUUGGUGAUGACUUCGGCCAGAAGAUCGACCUCACGGUGCGCAUCCGCGAGAUCCUGCGCAACUAUCCCGGUACGCAGUCGCUGGGCAACGGGGGAGCGCAUUUCUAACCCUGAUAUUUCUCCUGAUGGGUUGACGUCUAUUGCUUCUUGCAGAGGGCACGUCCAUCUUCAAGGAAAUGGUGCAGAAUGCCGACGAUGCUGGCGCCACGGAGGUGAACCUGUGUCUGGAUUAUCGCCAGCACGCGGCGACGGGCCUCGCAUACGAAAAGCUGGCAUCCUUCCAAGGUCCGUCGUUGCUGGUUCAUAACAACGCCACGUUCAGUGAUGCCGACUUUCAGUCGAUUCAGGUAGAGCAGGGUAGAUUCAUUGCUGGGGUAAAGGGCUGUAGAACACUGAUUGGUGCUUGUCACUAAAUGGGAUGUGUAGCGCAUCGGAGACUCGCUAAAGAAGGACAACUCGAAAGGGUGGAAGACUGGACGCUUUGGCGUCGGCUUUAACUCUGGUACAAUAAUUUGUAUUCCGUGGAUAUGCUUUUUACAACAGAAGGGUCAACAUUUAAACGUUUUGGUGUUUCUCGUUUGCUUCGACGCAGUGUAUCAUGUCACUGAUCUUCCUGCGUUCGUUAGCGGUUCGCAGUUGGUCUUCUUUGACCCACAGGCUUGCCACUUACCCAACGUCAACCCGAGUAACCCAGGGAAGAUGAUCGACUAUAUCGCACAUCCCAACCUGGUGAGCAACUUUCCGGAUCAAAUCUCUCCGUUCCGAUGCUUUGGAUGCAACUUUUCGGAACCCUUUUCGGGAACUAUUUUUCGCCUUGCACUUCGGACAGAAGAGCAAGCGCAGCGAAGCAAGCUCUCGAAUCGUGCUCAAACGCCUGCAAAAAUGGCAGAAAUGCUGAAGGAAUUUGCUGACAGCUUGCCGACCGUGUUGCUUUUCUUACGCAAUGUAUGCAAGAUAUCGAUAUGGGAAUGGAGAGCUGGAGAAGAUACCCCAACUGUUCUGCACGAAGCGUCGAUCAGCAAUAUGACGUCGGAGAUCAAAGCAAUGCGCUCGCUGAAGCAUACAAGUCUGAGCUCGAAUCAUCAACCCGCCACUCAGCGAUUCUCAACUGAUGGAAUCGUUUGCGACUAUCCGUUGAAUAUCGAAGCUCGGCAUUGCACCGCAGGUUUGACGAAGAAAUUUGAGUACUUGAUCAUGAAUCAGCUUGGUGGUGGAGAAUGCUCCAAGAUAGCAUGCGAUCCAGCGAAUGCGAGUCAGCGUCUAGUCCCGUGGGGCGGUGUAGCUGUGUCAACGACUGCUGAUUCCGCAAAUACUGCUACGUCUGGCUUGGCUUUUUGUUUCUUGCCGCUGCCGACCCAUACGUAUUUACCUGUGCAUGUGAACGGAUACUUCGAACUCUCGUCUAACCGUCGUGACAUUUGGUUUGGUGAGGGUCUAAGUGGGGACGGUUUGCUUCGUGCACAGUGGAAUAUUGCCUUGCUCCGCGAUGUGAUUGCGCCAUGUUAUGUUCGAGCUAUAUUACACCUGGCUAACAAUCAAGUUAUGGAGCCAAGGCAACACGUCCAGCUACUACCACAAGCUCUCCCGCCAGCGCCCUGGGACUCUCUCACGUACGCGUUUUUCUCGUUGGUUCGCAAUAAACCGUGUUUGUACAGUGAAGUUGGAGGUGGACGCUGGGUGUCUCCUUCGGAGAGUAUGGUGAUUCGCAGCAGCUACUUGAAUUCGAAGCAUCUGGAGCAACUGUUAAUUGAUGACGGUUUUCCUGUUGUCCGGAACUUGGCCGAAGAUCUUGAGCGUGUACUGGUAAAAACGGGAACGGUUCCGUCGUACGUUGAACCGCAAACUGUACGAGAGGCAUACAAAAGCAAGCAUUCAAGUCAUGCGGAUGAUCAAGGCGCUAUCAAGUGCUUGUUAAGCUUUAUGCUGAGUGACUUGGAGCCCAGCCGCUUAAAUACGCUUGUCGGUGUCAACUUUCUCCCGGUGGCAGAUGGAACACUUCGAGUGUUUGAAAAUCGCUCUAAAGUUGUUCCUAAUGAGCUUGAGUACCUGUGUUCCAUGGGAUUUACGCGACAGCAUGCAGUGUUCGCGCUAGCGGUGGCAGGGGACAAUGGAGUGGAAGUGGCGCUCAAUUGGUUGCUGCAGAAUCCGAAUCCAUCGAUUGUAAGUGGAGAAGGAGCCAAUAUCACAUUAUACAUCCCAAACCGCGAGGAAUUGGAAUUACUGGAGAAAGCACGUGGUCAUUUAAUGCAUAUCGACGCUAUUGGUGCAGAUGAACUAAAGCUGCUGUCCACGGUUCAGGCGCAAAAGCAGCUUAACGUGCAAAAACUGGAUUUUCAAGGCUUUGAAGAUAUGCUGGCAGUGGUAUUGCCUGCUGCGUGGUUUGGAAAGCUGGUGGUUCCGUGGAGCGGAACAGGUGAACGUGAUGAACCAAAUGAGGAAUGGUUUCGGCAUCUCUGGAAUUACAUUGGCAAGAGCAAGCACCUAUCCUCAUUUAAUGAUAAGUGGCCAAUUGUGCCAACAUCUUCACACAAACUGGCGCAGUUGAGUGCUUCAGCAGGUGUGCUGAGUGCCGAGCUUAUUCCUGAAGGUUGCCUGGAGUGCUUGGAAAAGAUACAAGUACGGCUUCUUCUUCCAAACCUGUUUGCAUCUUUCCAGCCGAACCCGGAGGUAUGGCAGUAUAUUCAGCAGCCAACACCUGCCGGUGUGCUGUCGUGCAUUGGAGUGGCCUUAGGCGCAGGAGGCUUGACGUUACCAGCUCAGGCGAAGGCAUUAUUCGAACGCACCGAGAAGUCUGACAGGGAGCACUUGCUUAAGUUUUUAAUGUCUGGAGAUAUCGAAGAUAUUGGCGCGAGCCACAAGCAAAUCUGCUGCAAGUUGCCGAUAUUUCCAGGGUUUCGGACGAUUCCCCGUAUUGAAGAGCGAGGUACUCAGUGGAUGAACAGUGAAGAAGAGAUUGAUAGCUUGGGCAGUGGAUUUUCUCCUGUGUUCGUGUCACUGGCGGAGAUCGAGGAGCACCAUCACGAAUCUUUGCUAUGCGUGGGCAUUGCUCCGAAAUUUCUCGAUGACAACUUCGUUUUUGUGAAAGAAGGCGACGCAGUACUGGCGGAAUUUCUGGCACACCUUGGUGCUCGACGGAUCUCUAAAGUCGAGCUUUUUGCAAAGCACCUGAUUCCGCGUUUCAAUCGCAUCAAGCCCGAUGCUCGCGUAAAAUUUGUGUACCAGCUGCUGCUAGAACUAUCUUCCUUGCUAGCGCAAGAUCACGACGGUAUUCUGUCAAGUAUUCUCGAGACUGCAGCGAUUUUCCCGACAAUGACAGGAGACCUGAAAUGCAUUGACGACUUGUAUGACCCAGAAAUCGACGAGUUCAUGGACAUCAUGGAUGACUCGUUCUUCCCAGCGCUUGAUCUUCAAGAUCCCCAGCCUCUUUCUGCGCUGCGAUCUAUUGGACUACAGCGUACGUUAUCCCGACGAUCCAUUUUGUCUCUAGCGGUGUCUUUGGAGAACGACCAAAUGAAGAUCACAGCCGCCAGCGCUGAGCUGAAAGACGACGCUGAACUGGAGGCUACGUGUGAGAAGUUGCGCACCCGUUCCGUCAAAUUCUUUCAGUACGUCGACAUACACAUGGAACAGCUAGUAACUCCUACAUCACUCCAGCGGAAACCGCAGAAUCAUGCAAAGAGAAGCAAAAAGAGCAAGGGAAUGCGCUUUUUACGAAAUUUCAUAGGUGACGAUCGUUUACGCGGACUUGACUCGCUCCAUGACGACAACGUACCAACUGCAGAAGAAUUGGAGGGGCAGGCGAUGGAGAGAGCUGAGAUUGAAGACUUUAAAGCGAAGUUAGCGAUUAUCGUGUGGAUCCCAGUGUAUGAGGAAAAACCACACCCCGCAGCACCGUGGUACAAACAAGGGGAGCGAAUUAUCGUCGCAUCGUCGCAGCAAUCCCGGCCGACAAAACAAUUGUGGCUUUGUUCAUCUCAAUUUCACAUCAUUAAGUGCUCGGUGCAUUCAGAAGUCUUACGAGACGUGCUGGGGUGGGAUAAACUUGUACCAGUUGAGACGAUCGCUGCUCAGCUAAAGAAGAUCUCGCUACUAUUCGACGCCCAGCGAGUGCAGGGUUGUGGCGAGCUGAAAUCUGGUGCUGACAAUGACACGCACGUGAUUUGGUCUGCGGUGUACAACAUAUACCAGGUACUAUCGGUGUUUUUUGAGACUGAGCUGGGGGGGCGCCGGAGCCAGGUGCUAGCAGUUUUGUCUGGAAACGGCAAGUACGUAUGGGUUGGUGACCGCUUUGUGUCGGCAAACCACGUGGCCAACGUUGCUGUUGUGAACGCUGAACCGUAUUUGUACACGGUUCCAAAUGAGCUGCUUCAUUUCCGACCCUUUUUACGAGCGAUUGGUGUCCGAGAAAGGUUUGCACUGGCAGAUUACGUUCACGUUCUUGGAUCUAUGUACAAGGACUGCUCAGCUGGGGUAACGUCAGAAGUAGGGAACACUAAGGCUGCCCCCCUCUCGGGUGAUAGACUGACGACAGCGAUCGGAUUGAUUCAAUUGAUUAGCGACACGCUCCAGCAUCACUCUGAUUAUGAGUUGUUCGCUCCUGAUCGAGAUGGAGUUCUGGAAUUCGCAGCAAGUUUGACGUAUGAUGAUGCUCCCUGGCUGGAUGAACAUGAUUACGAGACCUCUUCAGGGUCCAUUCGAUUUAUUCACCCCAAAAUCUCCAAUGAAGUCGCUGCAAAAAUUGGAUCUCGGUCCUUACGCAACCAGUUGUUGAAUGAGAGCGGCCACGAAGCCAUGUCUUUCGGGGAUGUCGAGGCUUUUGGUCAGACAGAAGCGCUGACAAAGCGAAUUGCGCACAUCCUGGAGCAGUACCCCGAUGGACCAAAUAUCAUCAGUGAGCUCAUUCAAAACGCAGAUGAUGCCGGAGCUACUCGCGUCGCUGUGUUGUACAACAACUGCACGUACGGGACUUCUUCGUUGUUAAGCCCAGCUAUGGCGAAGUGGCAGGGACCAGCACUCUAUUGCUAUAACGAUGCAGAGUUCAGCGAUGGAGAUUUUAUUAACCUUGCACGCAUAGGUCAGGCCAGCAAGCUGCAACGGGCCGCUACGACAGGACGGUUUGGACUUGGAUUUAACUCGGUGUACCAUUUUACAGACCUGCCUUCGAUUGUUUCAGCCAAGUCUAUUGUGAUGUUUGACCCUCAUGCUACCCACCUGCCCGGCAUAUCAGCUGUGAACCCUGGAAUCAAGAUUCGUUUCGCAAACGCCAACAUCGUGAAGCAAUUCCCGGACCAAUUUGCGCCAUUCAAGGGUGUGUUUGGAUGCGACCUAGAGCACCAUUACAAGGGUACGUUAUUCCGCUUUCCGCUCCGUGAUAGUACACUCGCAGAAAGCAGCGAAAUCAAACGUCGAGGCUACUCGCACCGCGAAAUUGUGGAGUUGUUCAAAAGUUUCCAGGCGUCGAUUAUUGACACAUUGUUGUUCCUGCGCAACGUCCGCAAGGUGGAAGUUUACUUCCAACCAGAGAUCGACCAAUCACCUGUACUUUUGUAUGAUGCAGAAGUGCCCGAAGAAGAUCGCGGCGAAUCAUGGCGAGAAAUCGAUCGAUUUAUGAGGAAUACUGAAAGCACCUCUGGUACGACGGAGUUGUCCGCUAAGAGAGAGUUCUAUGCCCGCUUGCGCUCCACGCCGACACAAGAGCUUCCCUCUGUGAGUCAGGUGCUCCACAUUCGACGACGACAACAAAAGGAACUUCAAGACUCGUUCCACCGCUUUGGUACAGUGACAUCCCACCAAGAAUCAGAGGUGGAAAUGGAUCAUCGGAUGGAGGAGACUACUGAGAAAUACUUGGUAUGCAACCAAAUUGGUGGGGGGAAGGCACGCGACAUGGCUUGUGCUGCUGAAAACGAGUCUUUAAAGCUCAUUCCGUGGGUGGGCAUUGCCAGUCGAAUUGACGAAGAGCCGAUGGAAGGUCGUGCAUUCUGCUUUUUACCCCUUCCUGUUCGCGUUGGGUUACCUGUCCACGUUAAUGGCUACUUUGAAUUGUCCUCGAAUCGACGUGACAUUUGGACUGGAGAUGAUAUGAGUGGUGAUGGAAAAUUGCGGUCAGAAUGGAACGCAAAUCUGUUGGUGGAUGCAGUCGCACCCGCGUACUUAGCCUUCCUACUGGAAGCGAAAGCUAUGAGUCAAGGGGAUUUCUCUCAGUAUUUGCCGUUUUUUCCGACGAAUCUCCCUGCCAGUCCCUGGGACAGCGUUGUGCUCGAACUUUUUCGCAUUAUGAAGAACCAACCGAUGUUCUUCGCGUCACCAAGCCAAGUGAUGAGUAAUACACUCGUGGAAGCCCCCAGGAGAUCUGUCGCUCCAAGUUCUUGUGUCUUGGUAGAUGACAGUCUGACCGACUGGGAAACACUUGAAGCUGCACUGGGUACCGUGUCACUAGCGACCGUGCAUUUACCCGUGGCUCUGCGCAACUUGUUGAUCCAGCUGAAUGCUGUUCAUGGAGCAAUGACACCUGGCUUUUUCCGGCAACUGACGCGAACGGGAGAUUUUUUAUCUGUCUUGAAUCAGGACGGUCUCAAACGGGUUGUUCAGUUCUGCAUGUCGGAUUGCCUGGGCCCUUCAAACCUCCUUGCGGCUCAAGCUCUUAACCAAUUACCACUGCUGCCCCUAAAAAACGGGAAAUUUGAAAGACUUUGCUUCACGGACACGAACGAUGACACGGAUUCAAGUAGGAAGCAGCAGCUGACCUUCUUCUUUGGAAAUGCGAUAGAAGAAGAGCUCCUGGCAGACUUUCAGCAUCGUGUGGUGCGUGGAGAGUUUAAGGAGUUGUUUGAUCAAUUGCCUGCUGUGUACGAGAACUCAAAUCUUGGUGUGGUGAGCCUCGAAACCAUACUGGAGAGUUUCUUGCCCCACGUAUUGGGUCGUUGCUGGAGCAAAAUUCAGAAGGAUAUGUUUGCUCUGACAUCGACAUCAGCAAUGGAUGAAACGCAAGCCAAAAAGGACUGGAUCCGCUUACUGUGGACGUAUGCGGAGACUCAGUUACAGACACUUGAACAACUACCCCAAAGUUUCAUGAAGUGGCCGUUGAUUCCCAUCGUUUGCGACGAAGGAAACCGAUGGGUUUGCUUAUCUGCAAGCAUCAGUCUCGUUUUUCCUCCUUCGGAAUCAUCUCCGCUGUCGCCGGAACUACUCUCUCAACUUCAGCAUGUAUUGGCGAAAGUUGGCGUUCAUAUUGUGGAUAUGUCGUACGUGAACGGUGAGAGGAGCAAGCAGUGGUUGUUGGCACGCAAAUAUACCCAUAAGUUGACUUCGAAUGGACUUCUAGCAGCUUUAAGCCGUCACCAGUUCCAACACAACAGACAAAGUUUCGACGACAUUUUCGCUGCAACAACGGCGACUGAGCGGCAGGUGCUGUGUGACUUCUUCGCUCAGAACACAUUUGACACCGUGUCAAACGACUUGCAGCCAAUUCUAUUCGAACUCCCCAUAUUUCCUGUGUACAGGAACUCUGUUUUCACCGCAGCAAGUGCUCAAGACAACAACAGUGCGCAGUUCCUGAGCUUGAGGCGAGGGGGGUACUUACCUGAUACAAAUGCGGAUAGCAGAAUUCUUGAUGACUCCUUUUUCCAUGCUGAGAAGGAGUCGUUGAGGAGGUUUCUUCGCGACUGCGGGAUCGAUGAAUGGACCGACACGAGGAUCUUGCUGGACUAUGUUUUCCCUCGGUUGGAUGAACUGGAAAAACGAGAUGGAGAUUUGGUCGAUUCCGUAAUUGUUGGUGCACUGGAGACACUUUCGUAUCACCAGCGAAACGACUCGCGAUUUCGCGAUGUUAUUGCAACGCAAGCUGUCAUUCCAUCCAGGAAGCGAGUUUUUCGUGAAGUCCGUCAGCUUCACGAUCCAAGUGUGAGCGAGCUGAGUGACCUAGUUGGAGAGAACAGUCUUCCAGCUCAAGCAUUCUCAACUCCAUUGAUGGUUCAGAUUCUGCGGUCGCUAGGCCUUCGUACUGGUUUAUCCUGCCAUGCCGUGCUGGAAAGUGCACGUUCCAUUGAGGCGAUGUAUGGAGAAAGCAGUGACGAUUCUGCCAACCAGGCGUGCGUCAAGGCUCACAGCUUGCUAUCGAUUGUCAACAAACAUUUUGAUGCGAUGAUGUCGGAGACAACUUCAAAUGAUUCCAUCGCUGAGCAGGAAGAAAACAGCGAAAGACGAGCAAUACUGGACAUUGUGGCGGAAUUGAAAGACGUUAAAUGGUUACCUGUUCGACUAGAAUCACCCGACCCCGCGAUGCCAUGGAAAAGGUCAACCGGCAGUGUCGAUCAUCGACCCACUCUGUCAAAUGCAUCGAAGAUACGCCCACUAAAAGAUGCGUGGCUUUGUUCGUCUUCAAUGGAUAUUCUGGAUGGCGAGCUUACGUCAGAAGAACUCAUCGGUGCGUUCGGGUGGAAUGAACAAGUCGAUUCUUUCGUGAUUGCAAAGCAGCUUGAAGCCAUCGCGUUCCAAUGGGAAGAAUACUGCCGCAAGAAGGAUGCUGAAGCGUCUUCCACUUUGCCCAGCUGGCGCUUUCCAUUAUCAGAAGUCCACCUGAUGUAUGAGGAGCUGGAAAGCUGUAGACUCGCAGACGAAGAAGCUUGGAAAACGUCGCCCGUGUAUCGCAAAUUGGCGAAUGCUUUUUGGAUCUGGACUGGCAGGGGGUUUGCAUAUCCUUGCCAAAUUGCUGUGGAGGCUGACUCUGCCUUGGAGCCUCUGUUGUACUCCUGUCCGAGCGAGCAUAUUAUCCCGCGGUCGCUCCUUGCUUCCUUUGGGCUGAAGAACUAUUUCGAUACAGUCGAUUACUUAGAGGCGAUCAUGAGACUACCACGAAACAUAGUUUUGCAUGAUAAGCAAGUCGCGGCAUGUCUGAAAAUCUACGAAACUGUCGCGGACGACACGUCGUCAUUGGAGUCAGCACUGGGCUCGUUCGUAUCACAGGAAAUGGUGUUGCUGGAUCAGUCGAAUCGUCUUGUUUCUGCCGCGCAAUUGACCUUUGACGACAUGGAAUGGAACGACUCACGAGAAGUUCGACGGGGAGCAACGUUUGUAUCAAAUAAAGUCCCUAAAACUGUAGCGGGACUGUUGGGUGCUGCUUCGUUGCAUUCCACACUGGCCCAGACAUCAGUGACUAGUCGGCGUGUUGUGUGUCCGCCAGUUGAUGCCUUAAAGAGCGUGUUGCCGCUUCGAUCAGAAUGGCUCCACACACUCCUUUGGGAAACGAUCCUUGCCACAGAGCGAUUUGGAGGCUCGCAAGUGGACUUUUUCCUGGAUAGCCGACAUCACUCGUCGCAGCGUGUGAUCCAGCCGUCUCUGCAACCGCUUCAAGAUGAAGCACUGUGCAUUCACAUCCACGGCCUGGUGCUGAGCGAGAACGAUAUUAACAACCUGUUCCAAGGAGAGUCAUCACGCGCGGGGCUUCUUUGCGGCUUUACUGUGUCAGACUGCAUGCAAAUUCUCAGUGGUGAGGGGUUUUACGUGCUGGAUCCGACUGGUUGCUAUCUGUCCUCAUCUGCUGGGACAACGACAUCAUCAGCGCCAGCCUCAGGUCGGAUAACAAGUGUCGGUCGACGGUAUGAAGUGCUAAGCCAAGAUUUUGUACGAUACCCAGACCAGCUAUUACCGUUUACUACGCUGCCUUCGUGUCCAAGUAACGUGUCGCAAGGGACGCAGAGUACGUUAAUUCGGUUCCCCUGGCGCAAGUCUGCAUCAGCUGUGUCGGCCUAUGUGCUGGAUACAAAGGAAGUAGACAAACUGGUUGCAUUCUUGAAAUCGCAACUGUACCAUACGCUGAUAUUUACGGAGUGCGUCCACCGUAUUUCGCUGUGGAGUGUGGGGAAGGAAUCCGAGUUUGCAUCUCAUUGCCAUGGUGAGGUAUACUUAGAAGCACCUGAACGUACGAUUCGAAAACGCAACAUAACACGGCAAAACCAGGAGUGGAAGAAGAGAUUCUCACUCCAGAGCUUCUUCAAGACUCCACAGAUUCCUGAAAACCAAAUGGAGUUCGUGGUCAACCUUGAGUUAGAGAAUCGGCAGCACCGCGAUACUUGGUUGUUCGCAGACAACAUUGGAUGGGGGAGAAGCCGCGAUUUGGCAUGCACCCCAGUUCAUGAAAUGCUUCACUCGUUGCCGUACGUGAGUGUAGCGUGUCAUAUUUUUCGCGAUGGUAAGCCAGCUCCUCGACUUCGGGGUCGUGUGUACAAGAUCUUGGACACGCACCAAAAGGUGGGGCUACCCGUCCACAUUAAUGGUUGCUUCAAGAAGACCAUUAAGGACAAGCAACUGGUGUUGGCUGCUCCGAACCAAGCGGGUCGAGAAGGCGAUUCUGGUGGCGCAAGCGGCAGCGAGUUACAGGUCGCAGCUGGAUGGAACCGCAUUCUAUUAGAAGAUGGUGCCUCGGACGCGUAUGCAAAGCUUCUUAUGGUUGCAAAGCGGCGCUACGAAAGUUCUUUCCCCAGGGCGCUUUACAAAAUCUGGCCGACAUUACAACAGCAGCGAGGUGAUAAAGAACUCGGCGCUCUCGUACAGGCGCAUACGUACCAUUCCGUUGCUACACGAGAGUUGUUCUUAUGCACUGACGGCGUCUUCCGUGCGCUGAGUAGCGGCUAUCAACUUGAUUUGGGCGGCAUGAAUAUUCAGGUGGCCUCCUUUGCUCAGCUGCAUUUUCCAGCGUUCAACAUACCGGCCAGAAUUCUGCAAGAUUGCUCUCGCCUCUUGCCGUCACGGAUUUACUCGGUCACUCCAAGAGUUAUGCGUCGCUUUUUGAGAAGUGUGAGCAGCUCGGAGGUCCUCUCCGACGUCUGCUUAUCUCUGCUCGAGUAUUGCCUGAGUGAUUUGCCAUUUCCGUUGCCAAGUGAAGCGGAUCCUAUAUGGACCGAAUUCCAUGGCCUAUCGCUGCUGCCACUAGAAGAUGGAAGCAUUGGUGUGCUUCGAGUGAAUCAACGGCGAACGAGCUACAUUCUCGCGUCGUUCAACCAAAUCGAGUUGCUCCGGCCACUUGGGAAUAUGUUUGUGUCUCUUGCGGCGUUCCAAAGACUGCACAAGUAUUUCUCGGAGACUCGGUUCACGUCCAUUUUCGGGCUUACUUCUUUUUCCAUCAAGACUCUGGCAGAUAAUAUUGAGCGAGUAUUACCCUCGUCCUGGAAGAACCGAGCAGUUGUUGACUGGGAUCCAAGUUCGCCGGUUGAGAUUGAUCAGUUGUGGCUUUACCGCUUCUGGCAAGUAGUGCACUUCGAGCGUCGAUCUUUGGGAUAUUUUGCGAACUGGCCUUUAAUCCCGGUGAAGGGUUCACGACUGAUUUCUUGCGCUAAAAUGGAUAUGGCAGUAUGCGUUUGGGACGGCUCAGCCGACGACGAGGUAGCUGCAAAAGUUGCAGAGGCAUUUCUGGCUUCUACUACGGAGCAAGACAAGAAGAUGGCUGGCAUGGAAGCUGAACGCAAGCGGUUGAUGGAGCUAAGCUCUGAAAAGCUCAAAAAGGAGGAUGAACUAGCUGAUGAAAGUUCGGAUGACGAAGAAAGGGGAGAAGUGGAUGACGAUGAAGACGUUGCAAGUGACAAUGACAGUGUAUCCGCUUCGGAUGAAGGCGAUCUUACUGUCGAGGUGGAAGAUAUUUCAUCAUCAACGCAGGGCGAAGAACGUAACUCGAACACAGAAAGCGUUGUGGAAAGCGGAAAUUCUUCCGGAGAAACACCUUUAUCGCCCGGUUCUUUAGUAGUGGCACUAGAGGACAUCAGCAAUGAUGAAGAAGACGAUGAAAGUGGUGGCAUUAGCGAAGGUUUCGCAGUCCCCGUGUAUCCGGUCGAGGAUGAAUCACACGAGUUCUGCAGUCGCGAGACGCUUCAUAACAUUCUGUUGGAACUAAAUGUGUCGAUGAUGGAGUUAGCGUAUCUUGGAGGUCAGGAGCGCGAUAUCGUUCCACGAUCCGCUGAAGUGGGUUUGGCCGUUCUGGACGGAGUUUUCGCCUCAGCUUGGGAAGAACUUGCGUGGGAGGAUUUAACUGAACCAUGUGCAGUGCUUAUUGCCGAGUUUUUCGCGCACAACGGCGAGACCAACGGAGGCUACAACCGCGCCCAGCUGGAAAAGCUCAAACAACUACCAAUAUUCGUGAAUAUUUGCGACGUACCCUGUGCGAUUCACGGUGGACAAGAUUUCUUUUUAAUCCCGACGGAACUGAACUUGACGGACAUUCCGUUGCCUCCUGAUGCCCAGCAGUGCUUUCUCAAGAGUAAUCCACGCCUAAAUGCGUUCUACAAGGAGCUUGGCGUGGAUGAAAUGAGUGACAGCAAGCUCCUGAUCUAUAUUCUUCCAAUGUUUAAUGGACUGCUCGAGUCCCAGCGUGACCAGGUGAUGCACAUUCUUCUUCAGAAGUGGCAAUCACUCCGCGGUAAUGCCGAAUUGACGACUCUACUCAAGACAUCGGCUCUAUUCCGCGACGAUGAAAGUGAAGGCGCAAGCUAUCACCCAGCAAGUGCGUACUGCGACCCUCGAAACAAGGUGCUCGCCACAAUUUAUGCCGAUGUUCGCGGACAAUUUCCAGCGCAACGCUAUCGAACGCCAGAGUGGCUGGAUCUGAUGGGUGAGAUUGGUCUACAAACCGAAGUUACCGUCGAGAUAUUUGUGGAGUGUGCGCUACGCAUCGACGGACAGUUCUCGGGUAAACAAGCAUUGGCGCCUGAAGACGAGCAUCUCAUUACGACAUUGCACGAGUUUUUCGUUCAGAAUUUUGACAAGUUUGACCGAUCUCGGUCAUUUUUCGAUAGAAUAACGCCGCUGUCGUUCGUCCCGGCGGUUGUGUAUGAAAACGAAUUGGAGUCUUCGAAUGGAGCUGCAGUCGAUCGUCAGAAGCGUGAAGGACAGUUUACGUCUCGCUCGGUAGUCCGCAAGUACGCUGAUUGUGCUACUUCAGAUGACCAGGCGCUAGUCUACUCUACUAUGCCGAUUCUGGCAAACGUAGCGCUACCACCACGCGUACUUUACAGUCGUCUGGGGAUAAAAUCUCCACCUCCUCAAGAUCAAGUCGUAAAGCACCUGUUGACCAUUACGAAUGGCGAUCGUGCCAUGUCGUCCCGGUCACUAGAUUGGCAGUUCUUUUUGCCUAUGGUCGAGGUGUUCCAAGCAAUUUUCAAGUUUCUGCAGGAGAACUGGGUUGAACUGGGACCAGAAACCCAGAAACGCCUCGCGAACGCGGCAGUCAUCCCAGUUGGUUCGACUCUGGUGAAGGGCUCUCGUCUAUUCAUUCGUUUGGGCGAGAAUCUGGCACCGCUGAUGUUUGAAGUGCCUCGAGUAUUUGGUGCGUACGACACGCUAUUCGGAUACAUGGGCUCGAAAGAAGCCCCUGAAGUGAGCGAUUACAUCCAGCUGCUACGCGACCUGAAGGAUGAAUGCUGUGGUCACUCUCUCAACUUGAAUGAACUGGUCGCAGCUGCUCGUGCCAUCGAUCUUCUCGUCGCUGCAAUGGCCGAAUCUAACUAUCGCCUUUCGCGCGAGGAGAAGAACAGCAUCUUUCUUCCGUCGGGUACAGCAGUUAUGCAGUCGAUGUUGGUGAUGGCAUUUAACGACUCUGCAUCACUGUGUUCAAGUGUUGAUCUUACGGAGCUCCAUGUGGUUCACCCUCGUAUUAGCACAAGGUGCUGUAAGAUGCUGGAAGUACCAGGAAUUACCAGUAUUGUAACGGAAGAGUUAGAUGGUGGCGAGAAUCCGACUGAACUGCUGGCUAGUGACGAUAUCGCGCACUUUAACAGCGUGUUGGCCUCGCAGCAAUUCGCUGACGGUUUGCGUAAAAUCAUCACGGCGCAACAGCAGAAGGCAUCGUCGUACGAUGCGUUUGGAUUUAUCCCCGACUUUGAAGACCUCAACCAACGGAUCAUGAAUUUGGCGAAGUACGAAGUGAAAUGCGUGGCGGAGCUGCACUCGCGCUUCAUUGCCAAGCUGGGUUUCCCUGCUCGUAGAGUUGACGUGACCAAGACCGAGCGCCAGAGCAGUUUGUCGUUCUUGGACCAGACGAGAAGAAUAAUUUACAUUACAAAGCGUACACUCGAGGCGCGAUCUGAGAAGGGAAUGCGUGUGAGUCAUUUGGUCGCUCGAUGCAUCAACCAGCUCCUUGGGGGAGUGCUGCAGGACUGCUCCGUGCUAGAGUCCAUCUUGACAUGCGAUGAGAUGGAGAUCCCUGACGUCCUUCAGCAGCUUGACAUCUACGAAGACCCCGUAUUGAUCGUUGAAAAGCUUCGUGGAGUGCUGGGACAGCCUUUGUGCGACUCUGACUGUGCGAAUGUGGAGCUGGCGCCAUUGCGCUCUUGUCUGCCUGGAGAGCUCAUCGCGGUAGAAGAUGAAAACGGAACGUUGUGUUACGGCAAGAUUUUAAGGGGAGAACCCAGUGACAUACCGGGAGUAAGCCGAUACGACGUGAAGGUGAGUAGUUCGUCUACACGAUGGAUGCUAGCCACGCAAUUGCACUUCUUCCGCUCCGCUCGGGUGGGAACCAGUGGCAGCAGUGCUGGUGUACAGACUGGAAGAAUGGUUGAGAACCAUACAACCAACCACUUGGAGAACGUAGCGUUACCUGCAUCGGUCGUAGCGAUUGCUCCAGAAACACAAGGCAGCGAAAUUGUGCCCGGAUUUUCAAGCGUCAAUGCACCCGCAGCGGUGGUGUCGACUGCGAACGUUUUGUCGGCUGUGAACGAUUUGCUGUCACGCCUGAACGUGACGUUGGAUACGAGCGUCGAGGACCUGAUGGCUGAGAACCUUCGACUGCAGCGCCAUCUGGAGGUGGCCGAAGCUGGUCGUCGUGCGGCGGCUGCGCAGAUCGACUCAGUGAUCCGUGAGAAGAAGGAAGUGCAAGACUCGCUUGUGUGUGCAGUGUGUCUGGAGAACCAGGUGAACCGCGUGUUGAUUCCGUGUGGACACAUCUACUGCGCGUCUUGCGUUCAGCAACUACCGCGACCUUCGUGCCCGAUCUGCCGUCAGAACAUCGUCUCCAGCUCUGCUUUCCACGUCCCAUCCUAGAACGCCCUGACGGUUGAACUACUUCGUGUGUCUCUGCUAAUCAACUGAGCUGGAGGAAGUUGACGAUGACGCAUUUCGAACAAUAUUAGUGACUUCCAGAAGGACCGUCAAAUGAAAACUCUUUUUUCUUGCUUCGAGAUGUAUGAUAAUACAGGUGCGUUUGUAGAAUUUUGCUCUCUCUUUUGCAUACGUAAGUACUCGAGUGGUACAUGCAUACAAGGCUUCUAC
Molecule: messenger RNA, 15323 nt
Organism: Phytophthora nicotianae INRA-310
Lineage: Eukaryota; Oomycota; Peronosporomycetes; Peronosporales; Peronosporaceae
Exons: 11
Coding region: 774-15095 (4773 amino acids)
Molecular function (GO): Hsp70 protein binding
Source: RefSeq, a predicted model, not a curated record